AUGGGUCGCAAAACUUUCAACGCCCAUCUUCAGCAAGCAAAGAAAGCAUCUGUCAGCAAUGUCUCUUGUGUUCAGGCUGGCGAGAGUGACGGCCAGCUGGCGUUCACCUUCUCCUACCCAGACCUGCGCCCUCUGAAAGUGGUAAUAAUGGCAAAAGAUACCGACGCAUAUCCAGCAAAAGCCGACUACUUUCUGUUUGUUUCGUCGGAUGAGCCUGACCCCCACAUCGUGAGCUUCCUGCAGGGUCUCGUUGGCUUCUUCAACAAGAAAACUCUACCCCAAAUCGUCGAUUUUGUAUCAGCCAGCCUCACAACGUAUUUGUUAGAGCCAUGUGGGAGAGCUGGCGCAGAGUCGGCAUCUCAAAAAUCGCUCGGCUGCGAAGACGUGUCUUUGGACCUGGGAAACGAAGGCUCCAGCCUCGACGAUCAACUCGACUACGACGGGACCGAUAGCUCGAUGGGAGAGGAUGAAAACGAUUUCCAACCUAUUAGCAGCGAUGACGACCACGACUGUUUGAAUUUGAGCUCUACCGAGGCAGCCACACACGCACUAGAUUGUCUUCAUACAGGGCCUGAGGCCUUGAAGCGUCAACGAAAAGACCUCAGAGCGGCAAUGGAAGCCGGAUUUUCUAUUGGUGUCUACAAUCACGAUGCAGAACACACGCGCGGACAUUGCAUCAUCUUCUCCCUUUCUGUUCCCAUCAUGAGAUUGGGCAUACCAGAGGAGGCGUGUGAAACAUGGCAUCUCGACAAGGAAAAGCAUCUAGUUCUUCUUAUGAAGACGACUGGCGGAUAUCCCAUUCCGGACAUCUACAUUCAGGAUCGCCUUAAAACUGAGACGUUCCGGUUUGAAUUUGGUCAGUGCGAGGAGGCCAAGCCGACAGCGGCAUCUGCUGAGCAAGUAUUCCAAACAUCCAGGGCCAGGGGUUUGGAUGACACGAGGAAAGGCGCCUUCGAGCCUUUGUAUAUGUUUCAGUACAUCUCACGCACGUUAACAAAUGAUCUCCCUGCACUUCUCAAUCGCCGACGGCAGGACAACGUCUCAUGGCUCGCUGCAUUGCACAGCCUGCGCUCUUACGGUGGAAAGACUACGCCACAGGCUUGUGCGGCACCCUGGAACGACACGGCGAGCCAGCCCUGGGUUCUUCAGCAGGACCAUGCGCUGGAGCCACUAGUGAACAUACCUUUGGUGGCCAUGCAACAUGCGCUGCAAUUGUUCAUGCGAUGCGGAAGGUACUGUGUCAACUGCUAUCGAGCCAUGGACGAUGGUUUCCAAAGUAUGAGACCCCACGUCUGCGAAAAUCCGCUCUGCCUCGACCACUACAUUCUCCCUCAACCAGGGGCCAGUCCCUACGUCGUGGAUCUGUUGCUACGCCACUUUCCUCUCUCCCUCAAGCUCAAGGUUCCAGCCCCCCCGCGAGACGGAGCCAGUCUUUUGGAAUGCCAGACGCAGAUGAGCCAUGGAGAUCCAAGCCAUGGUAUCGCGACACUGCUGCCAACAGAGACCAUGCCCAAACUGCCCCAAACCUGGAUCAAGGCUGGGCGGCCUUUCAUACUCUUCCCAAAAAUUGCUCUUUCGACGCAGUUACUCAGCGGAGGCUUUCCUAGCCUUUCUACAUAUACGUUGGAAGGACACCCUCAGGAGAGAGCCCACGAGUUCGAUUUUGAGAUCACCGCCUACCAUAGCGCAGGAAAAGCGUCAACAGUGACUGCCUCUUCGACAAAUUGGGAUGCAACUGUGGCGUCGCUUCGGAAUCUACAGAGUCUGGUUUUGAAUAUGUACGCGUAUGCAUUCUGCGAUGACCUGUACAGCCUUAAGCCAGAUGAUCGCCCUGCGGCGUUGACACUGCUGACAUUGGGAAUACGGUCUGUACUCAAGAUGAGGGAGUUCCUUUUGGCGCAUCCAGAUCGACUGCUCUCCGAUGCCCCAGAGAUUAUUGACCAAAACACAUACCGUCUGCUUCUGUGGAUUGUAGCUGCAAAUCGGUCACCCAUUGUUCAAGACGAGCCCAUCCCGCCGGCCGGGCCCGUUGAAGAGGGCUCGAAUAGUCAGCCGAAUAUGGUGUUAGGAGGCCCUAAAGGAUGGCUCCAGUUUCGGUUCGUCCAAGGCAGCCCCGAAAAGGAGCAACGCUUCAGAAGUGAGGUGGAGGCCCAUCGCAAGGGUGCUGUGCCGACGUUCUUUGCUUGGCACGGCAGCUGCCUUGGGAAUUGGCACGGCAUUGUCAAUGAAGGACUUAAAUUCGAUCGGACAGUAAACGGGCGGUCGUUCGGGGAUGGAGUGUACUUGGGCAAGAUGUUCAGCACCAGUAUGAUCUACUCGCUAAGGGCUUUCCCAGCACCAGAAACGUGGCCAAACUCUGUACUCAGAGUCAACGCUGCUCUGUCUAUUUGCGAAGUGGUCAACAGGCCGGACCUGUUUAUCGCCAAGCAUCCCCAUUUCGUCGUCGACCACAUAGAAUGGAUUCAAUGUCGUUUCCUUCUCGCCCAGGGACUGGCUCUCCAGAUUCCAAUGUCCGCUGUGCCGAGACACGAAGGUAUUAAUACACAGAUGGCACAGUCCAGUUCCGCGAAAAGGGAAAGCUCCGGUUCCAUCAAGCGCCCGUCCCUGAGCGCAAAUGAUCAAGACGCCAGUCUCUCUGUCAAGUUCGAAGGACUUGAUCUUGAUGGAUUCCUCGACAAUCCCAAUGACGAGGCGACAAAGCGGCGGCGGCUGGAUACAGACUUUGAGCCCGGAGUCCUGGAGUGGAACGAGCUGCCCAAAUUACCUGAACCCAGCUGGGCUACCAUGACCGCGACCAGAAGGCUGGCUCAGGAGCGAAGGGAAAUGAUGAAGACUCAGGACGAGACGGACCUUGCCGAGCAAGGUUGGUAUAUUGACUUCAAGCAGUUGGACAAAGCCGCCACUCUCUUCCGAUGGGUUGUCGAGCUGCACAGCUUUGAUGAGGCCCUGCCCCUUGCACAAGAUAUGAAAGCAAAGGGUUGCAACAGCAUCGUGUUAGAGGUCUUUCCAGGUGCUGAUUAUCCUCUCACGCCUCCCUUCAUCCGCGUCGUGCGCCCUCUCUUCUUGGAGUUCGCCCGCGGCGGUGGCGGCCACGUUACUGCGGGAGGGGCCAUCUGUUCCGAGCUGCUCACCAGCUCGGGCUGGAGCCCGGCAUUGAGCAUUGAGAAGGCCCUGAUACAGGUCAGGCUUGGCUUGUGCGACACGGAGCGGCCGGCGAGGUUGCGCAGCCUCUCCCCGAGUGACAAGGCGUGCUACAGCAUCUCCGAGGCUGUGCGAGCUUACAAGCGCGUGGCAAACACUCAUGGCUGGAAGAUCUCGCCCGAGCUUGCGACAAUGGCGAGUGCAUGGGCAUUAGUGUAACUACAGCGAGCGUACCAGUCCUGAGUGUGUACUCGGACUUUAAUGACUUGAUUGAUUCCAAUAGUCUCGCGACCUGGACCACCUAGGUGAAGCAAAACAGAAAAUUGACAUGAAAUCCCGAUUACAAAGCUCCUCAAACUCCAACAUUGGGUGGCCUGGAUCCCCGGUGACUGGUCGACCAUGUGAACCGAACCCAUUUGCAUGUAUGACGAACAACUAAGUACGCUCAGUUGUACUGGAAAAGAACGCUGAUGGAUUCGCCGUGGUGCACGCGACGGAUGGCCUCG
Messenger RNA from Emericellopsis atlantica, 3647 nucleotides. RefSeq lists its product as uncharacterized. NCBI's taxonomy places the organism in Eukaryota, Fungi, Ascomycota, Sordariomycetes, Hypocreales, Bionectriaceae. Bases 1 to 3360 code for a protein of 1119 amino acids. The record is from RefSeq and is a predicted model, not a curated record. Gene Ontology annotation, molecular function: NAD+ poly-ADP-ribosyltransferase activity. The transcript is spliced from 6 exons.